Microtus ochrogaster (prairie vole) is the source of this 8155-nucleotide messenger RNA. RefSeq names its product myosin VA (gene Myo5a). Gene Ontology annotation, biological process: actin filament organization. Gene Ontology annotation, cellular component: actin cytoskeleton; cytoplasm; membrane. Lineage: Eukaryota; Metazoa; Chordata; Mammalia; Rodentia; Cricetidae. Bases 23 to 5590 code for a protein of 1855 amino acids. Gene Ontology annotation, molecular function: actin filament binding; ATP binding; microfilament motor activity. The transcript is spliced from 41 exons. The record is from RefSeq and is a predicted model, not a curated record.
GGGCGUCGGCGCUGGGCCCGCCAUGGCCGCGUCCGAGCUCUACACCAAGUUUGCCAGGGUUUGGAUACCUGAUCCUGAGGAAGUGUGGAAGUCAGCAGAGUUGCUCAAAGAUUAUAAGCCUGGAGAUAAAGUGCUGCUACUUCAGCUUGAGGAAGGAAAGGAUUUGGAAUACCGUCUAGAUCCAAAGACCAAGGAGCUGCCUCACUUACGGAACCCUGACAUACUUGUUGGAGAAAAUGAUCUCACAGCCCUCAGCUAUCUUCAUGAGCCUGCUGUGUUGCAUAAUCUCCGCGUUCGUUUCAUCGAUUCCAAACUUAUUUAUACGUAUUGUGGAAUAGUCCUAGUAGCUAUAAAUCCCUAUGAACAGCUGCCUAUUUAUGGAGAAGAUAUUAUUAAUGCAUACAGUGGCCAGAACAUGGGUGACAUGGAUCCUCACAUCUUUGCAGUAGCUGAAGAGGCUUAUAAGCAAAUGGCAAGGGAUGAACGAAAUCAAUCCAUCAUUGUAAGUGGAGAGUCGGGUGCAGGAAAGACUGUCUCAGCUAAGUAUGCCAUGCGAUACUUUGCAACUGUAAGUGGUUCUGCCAGUGAGGCCAAUGUUGAGGAAAAGGUCUUGGCCUCCAACCCCAUCAUGGAGUCAAUUGGAAAUGCUAAAACGACCAGGAAUGAUAAUAGCAGCCGGUUUGGGAAAUAUAUUGAAAUUGGUUUUGACAAGAGAUAUCGAAUCAUCGGUGCCAAUAUGAGAACUUACCUUUUAGAAAAAUCCAGAGUGGUAUUCCAGGCAGAAGAGGAGAGAAACUACCAUAUCUUCUAUCAGCUCUGUGCGUCAGCGAAGUUACCUGAGUUUAAAAUGCUGCGAUUAGGAAAUGCAGAUAGUUUUCAUUACACGAAGCAAGGAGGCAGCCCUAUGAUUGAAGGAGUGGAUGAUGCGAAGGAGAUGGCGCAUACCAGGCAGGCCUGCACUCUGCUGGGAAUAAGUGAAUCUUACCAAAUGGGAAUUUUUCGAAUACUUGCUGGCAUCCUUCACUUAGGCAAUGUUGGAUUUGCAUCUCGAGAUUCAGACAGCUGCACAAUACCUCCCAAGCAUGAGCCACUUAUCAUCUUCUGUGACCUCAUGGGUGUGGAUUAUGAAGAGAUGUGUCACUGGCUCUGCCACCGAAAGCUGGCUACUGCCACAGAGACAUAUAUCAAGCCCAUCUCCAAGCUUCAGGCCACAAAUGCCCGAGAUGCUUUAGCAAAGCACAUCUAUGCAAAACUCUUCAGCUGGAUUGUGGAUCACGUCAACCAGGCUCUCCAUUCUGCUGUCAAGCAGCACUCUUUCAUUGGCGUGCUGGAUAUUUAUGGAUUUGAAACUUUUGAAAUAAAUAGUUUUGAACAGUUUUGCAUAAAUUAUGCAAAUGAAAAACUGCAGCAGCAAUUCAACAUGCAUGUCUUCAAGUUGGAACAGGAGGAAUACAUGAAGGAACAAAUUCCAUGGACACUCAUAGAUUUUUAUGAUAAUCAGCCUUGUAUCAAUCUUAUAGAAUCUAAACUGGGAAUUCUAGAUUUACUGGAUGAGGAGUGUAAGAUGCCUAAAGGCACAGAUGAUACAUGGGCCCAAAAGCUGUACAACACACAUUUGAACAAAUGUGCUCUCUUUGAGAAGCCUCGUAUGUCAAACAAAGCUUUCAUCAUCAAACAUUUUGCUGACAAAGUGGAGUACCAGUGUGAAGGCUUUCUUGAAAAGAAUAAAGACACUGUUUUUGAAGAACAAAUUAACGUCCUUAAGUCAAGCAAGUUUAAGAUGCUACCAGAACUAUUUCAAGAUGAUGAGAAGGCCAUCAGUCCUACCUCUGCAACCUCUUCAGGGCGCACUCCUCUCACUCGAGUGCCUGUAAAGCCUACCAAGGGCCGACCUGGCCAGAUGGCCAAGGAACACAAGAAAACAGUGGGACACCAGUUUCGAAACUCCCUUCACCUGCUUAUGGAAACCCUCAACGCCACGACUCCUCACUAUGUACGCUGCAUUAAGCCUAAUGAUUUCAAGUUUCCAUUCACAUUUGAUGAGAAGAGGGCAGUACAGCAACUGAGAGCAUGUGGUGUCCUGGAGACCAUCCGAAUCAGUGCAGCAGGUUUUCCCUCACGGUGGACUUAUCAAGAGUUUUUCAGCCGGUAUCGGGUCCUAAUGAAGCAGAAAGAUGUGCUGGGAGACAGAAAACAAACAUGCAAGAAUGUAUUAGAGAAACUGAUAUUGGACAAGGACAAGUACCAGUUUGGUAAGACAAAGAUCUUUUUCCGUGCUGGUCAAGUUGCCUAUCUAGAAAAAUUGAGGGCUGACAAACUGAGGGCUGCCUGCAUCCGGAUCCAGAAGACCAUCCGUGGGUGGCUGCUAAGGAAGAAAUAUUUGUGCAUGCAGAGGGCAGCCAUCACAGUGCAGCGAUACGUGCGGGGCUAUCAGGCUCGAUGCUAUGCUAAGUUCCUACGCAGAACCAAGGCAGCAACCACCAUUCAAAAGUACUGGCGCAUGUAUGUGGUUCGCAGGAAGUACAAGAUUCAACGAGCUGCCACUAUUGUUCUUCAGUCUUAUUUGAGAGGCUAUUUGGCAAGAAAUAGAUAUCGCAAGAUACUUCGUGAGCAUAAAGCAGUCAUCAUUCAGAAACGUGUUCGUGGCUGGCUGGCUCGUACACAUUAUAAGAGAACCAUGCAAGCCAUCAUCUACCUUCAGUGCUGUUUCCGGCGGAUGAUGGCCAAGCGUGAGCUGAAGAAACUGAAAAUUGAGGCUCGCUCUGUGGAACGCUACAAGAAGCUCCAUAUUGGCAUGGAAAACAAGAUUAUGCAGCUGCAGCGCAAAGUGGAUGAGCAGAAUAAAGACUACAAAUGCCUCAUGGAGAAACUGACCAAUCUGGAAGGAGUAUACAACUCCGAGACUGAAAAACUACGAAAUGAUGUAGAACGUCUUCAGUUAAGUGAGGAGGAAGCUAAGGUUGCCACUGGCCGGGUCCUCAGUCUGCAGGAAGAAAUUGCCAAGCUCCGCAAAGACCUGGAACAAACUCGAUCAGAGAAAAAAUCCAUUGAAGAACGAGCGGAUAAAUACAAACAAGAAACUGAGCAGCUGGUGUCUACUUUGAAGGAAGAAAACACUUUGCUCAAACAGGAAAAGGAGACCCUCAAUCACCUCAUUGUGGAGCAAGCUAAGGAGAUGACAGAAACUAUGGAGAGAAAGUUAGUAGAAGAGACAAAACAGCUGGAGCUUGACCUAAAUGAUGAAAGGCUGAGGUAUCAGAACCUUCUGAAUGAGUUUAGUCGUCUGGAGGAGCGCUAUGAUGACCUCAAGGAGGAGAUGACCCUGAUGCUGAAUGUGCCUAAGCCAGGACACAAGAGAACAGACUCUACCCACAGCAGUAAUGAGUCUGAAUACACCUUCAGCUCUGAAUUUGCAGAAACUGAAGACAUUGCACCAAGGACAGAGGAGCCAAGUGAGAAGAAGGUGCCUCUAGACAUGUCAUUGUUCCUUAAGCUCCAGAAGCGUGUCACAGAGCUGGAACAGGAGAAGCAAAUAAUGCAGGAUGAGCUGGACCGAAAGGAAGAGCAGAUGUUCCGCAGCAAGGCAAAGGAAGAAGAAAGACCACCAAUUAGAGGUGCAGAACUGGAAUAUGAAUCCCUCAAGCGUCAAGAACUGGAGUCAGAAAACAAAAAACUGAAAAAUGAGCUGAACGAGUUACGCAAAGCCCUCAGUGAGAAGAGUGCCCCAGAAGUGACUGCACCAGGUGCUCCUGCCUACCGUGUCCUCAUGGAACAGCUGACCUCUGUGAGUGAGGAGCUUGAUGUUCGAAAGGAAGAAGUUCUCAUCUUGCGGUCUCAGUUGGUGAGCCAGAAAGAAGCCAUCCAACCCAAGGAUGACAAGAAUACAAUGACAGAUUCCACAAUACUUUUGGAAGAUGUACAGAAAAUGAAAGACAAAGGUGAAAUAGCACAAGCAUAUAUUGGUUUGAAAGAAACAAACAGAUCAUCUACUAUGGAUUACCAGGAGUUGAAUGAGGAUGGAGAGCUCUGGCUGGUUUAUGAAGGGUUAAAACAAGCCAACAGGCUCUUGGAAUCCCAGCUACAGUCACAGAAGAGGAGCCAUGAGAAUGAAGCCGAGGCCCUCCGUGGGGAAAUCCAGAGCCUAAAGGAAGAAAACAACCGGCAACAGCAGCUACUGGCCCAGAACCUGCAGCUGCCCCCUGAGGCCCGCAUUGAAGCCAGCCUGCAGCAUGAGAUCACACGGCUGACCAAUGAAAACCUGGAUUUGAUGGAACAACUUGAAAAACAGGAUAAAACUGUCCGGAAACUGAAAAAACAACUGAAAGUCUUUGCCAAAAAAAUUGGUGAACUUGAAGUGGGUCAGAUGGAGAACAUCUCUCCAGGACAGAUCAUUGAUGAGCCUAUCCGGCCAGUCAAUAUUCCCCGGAAAGAGAAGGAUUUCCAAGGAAUGCUGGAGUACAAAAGGGAGGAUGAGCAGAAGCUUGUGAAGAACCUGAUUCUAGAAUUGAAGCCACGUGGUGUGGCUGUCAAUUUGAUUCCAGGGUUACCAGCAUAUAUCUUAUUUAUGUGUGUGCGACAUGCUGAUUACCUGAACGAUGAUCAGAAAGUAAGAUCAUUGCUGACAUCAACAAUUAACAGCAUCAAAAAAGUCUUGAAGAAAAGAGGUGAUGAUUUUGAAACUGUCUCCUUCUGGCUCUCUAACACAUGCCGAUUUUUGCACUGUUUGAAGCAAUAUAGUGGAGAAGAGGGCUUCAUGAAACACAACACAUCUCGCCAGAAUGAACACUGCCUCACCAAUUUUGACCUUGCCGAAUAUCGGCAAGUGCUAAGCGACUUGGCCAUUCAGAUCUACCAGCAGCUUGUGAGAGUGUUAGAGAACAUCCUUCAGCCGAUGAUAGUCUCAGGCAUGCUAGAGCAUGAAACAAUUCAGGGUGUAUCCGGGGUGAAGCCCACAGGACUCAGAAAGCGAACCUCCAGUAUCGCAGACGAGGGCACCUACACGCUGGACUCCAUCCUACGUCAGCUCAACUCCUUCCAUUCAGUCAUGUGUCAGCAUGGCAUGGACCCAGAGCUAAUCAAGCAGGUGGUCAAGCAGAUGUUCUACAUUGUGGGUGCCAUCACCCUAAACAACCUCCUCCUGCGCAAGGACAUGUGCUCUUGGAGCAAAGGCAUGCAAAUCAGGUACAAUGUCAGUCAAUUGGAAGAAUGGCUACGUGACAAGAAUCUAAUGAACAGUGGGGCCAAAGAGACUCUGGAACCUCUCAUUCAGGCUGCUCAACUUUUGCAAGUGAAAAAGAAAACCGAUGAUGAUGCUGAAGCCAUCUGCUCCAUGUGCAAUGCUCUGACCACUGCCCAGAUCGUCAAGGUAUUGAACCUGUACACCCCUGUUAAUGAGUUUGAAGAAAGGGUCUCUGUCUCAUUCAUCCGCACUAUACAGAUGCGGUUACGAGACAGGAAAGAUUCUCCACAGCUGCUCAUGGAUGCUAAACACAUCUUUCCUGUCACAUUUCCCUUUAACCCAUCCUCCCUGGCCCUAGAAACCAUCCAGAUCCCAGCCAGCCUAGGCUUGGGCUUUAUUGCACGGGUCUGAAGUGCUGUCCAGGCAAACAUAGAGAACGCAUUUCUCCUCUGAAUAAGAACAGUCGUUUCCAUUGAGCUACUGAAAAUACAUUUUUAAAGAAAAAGUACUGAUUAUCUCUAAAAGAAGAUGUUAUUAACUGGAAGUUUCCCUAGAAUCCUUUCACUUGGAAGGAGACACUUUGUCCCAUGUUACCUUUAAACCAGCGUCCAUUCUUCACCAGUUGAGUUUGCAUACAGAUGGAUGCUAUCAGGGAGGAAUGAGAAGAAGGGUAAAAGGUGUGUGUCUUCAGCUGACAGCGUUUGUUUUAAACCUUUAGUGCUGCAUUUAAGUGACAUAGAAAAAUACAAUUCCAUAUGGAUGAACUGUUGUUAUCAAGGCACAAACAAAGAACUGAAAGAGAAAUCACUACUGAAUACAUAUCAGCUUAGGAGCCAAUCAUGUUGAUAUUGUCAAACUGGAUCAAAAAAUAAACUGGCAAUAUGUAAAGUAAUUGCCUAAGUAACUUCCUUGUUUGUGUCAUUAUGGUACAGCGAUAUUAAAGAUGCUGGCUUGCUAGGUAGCAUAGUUGCUUUUUGUACUGUAGCUUACCAAGCAUCUUAAAUUACUGCUAUGUGCUGUCUCCUGAUGAUAGUCUUAUUAGGCACUGCUCAACCAGCUUCUCUUUCUUCACUGUUUACAAUUCAACCAGAUCAGUUUUAACAGGGUUAUAUACAAUUAUCCACAGGUCCAUCUGCACAAGGAGCAGACACUGGAAGUUGUGUAGUGAUAGGACAAGAUGUUUGAUGUUUAGGUAGUGUUAGAGUGGCUGGGAUGUCCUUGCUGAUCAGGAUUGCAUAUGCAAUUAUUGAUAUGCAAAUUAAUUUUACCUGUGUGGAUAUCAUCAUAUCAUGGUAUAGUGUUCUGUAAAAUUACUUAUUUUUAGUUCUCAAAUCUUAUUCUUGCCAUGCAUAUAUUCAACAUUAACUGGUCCUAUUUUUAAUUUAUUAAGUGUUAGCCUCAGUCACUAUCUUGAAAGGACUAUCAGAAUAUUUAUGAUUCAGAUCUUGAAACUUUGAUUAUCCUAUAAGUUAUUCAAAAAAGACAUAUAAUAAAUCAUUAUAAUUCAGGGGGUAUAGGUGUUGCAUCCUCUAAAAGUGUUUUCAGAUAUCACUAAAUACUUUUAAAAACAUCAUAUUAUAAAUACAGUAAGAAGAUUUAUGUAAGAAAUAUAAGAAGAUUAUUAAAUUUUAUAGAGGAUUUGGUUCAGUAAGACCUAGAUUCUGUAAACCUUCAUUAUGAAAGUCUAAUUAAACAUAGUCUCCACUUUUUUUCCUGGAAGUCUUAUAUAAUAAAUCCUUUGAGUUAUGUAAGAACAAAUUCUUAGCUUUUAUUCCUCUGGUUCUUAGUUACAUCAUCAAUUUAUAUAGUUUAACUGUAAGAUGGUCGAUAACAAUGACAUUUAAAUAUGUGCAAUAUUAUUGAUGAGAACUAAACAGUUUCAAGUCAAUGAUAAAUACUGUUAUUAAACAGCAGUUAUUGUCCAUUAUCUUACUGGAGCCUGAAUGUCCUUGUUUAUAAAAUAAGAGGGUUGGGUAACUGCUUGUUCCAGCCACUUCCCCAUUUACAGUUCCCUCGUGCUUGGUUCCUAGGGCAAGGGGCCACAGUUACUCAGUCCAUCCUGUUGUAAAGACCAGUGCUUAGUGCCUGUCGGUUCCCUGGGUUAGCACAGUAAGUAACAAGUUUACGUAGCCACAACUUUUUCUUAACGUACAUCAUUUAGGUACUUUAGGAAAAUCCUAAUGUAUUUGUGUUAUUUGAAAGUCACAUAGUUUAGUGAUUUUUGUUACAUGAUGAACUGCUUUGUCAUUUGAAGGAUUUUAUUGAACCCAGGGCCCCAUGUAUGUGAAAUAAGUCCUCUGUCACUGAGCUGCAGUCUCGGCCCUUCAUCAGUUCUAGUACAUUUAUUUACUUGCAGAACCUAAAACACUAAUUCAACCAGAUUCAAUUUUUGUGGGUUUUCUAUAUUGUUUCAGUGAGCAGUUAAUGCUUAAAGCAGCUUCAUUCGUGCCGUGUGUCAUACAGCUAGAGGGGGUAGCAGGUGGAAGAGCUGCUCAGCAAACAGAGCCGUGUGUAGGCUGUCUUCCCUCAGCCCUGGCAGUCCUCCCACGCCCUGCUCCCAGCUUAAUCCUGUGUAGGACGCAACUGUUGUACACCCUGAGUUUUGUCUUCAAGAUCGUGCUACCACUGUCCCUGGAGCCCUUUUUUUUUUUUUUUUUUUUUGAUCAAAAAAGUAAAACUGUAGUUUUUUAAUUUAUCACAAUUGAUCUCCACAGGUAACUCAUGCCUAAAGGUUUCUAUUUGGAAUUGGAAUUUGCUUUUACAUUCUUAAUCCCUAAAUAACAUACUAUUGUUAAUAUUAUGUUUAAAUCAAUAUUGAAUCAAAUACUUUCAGAAAGAAUAGGACAACUGAGAAUAUAAGACAGUACAGCCUCAGAGUAAAUGUUGAAAUACUCUAUGAAGGUUUUUGACUAAUUAUAUAUUUUUUUAUAGAUUUUUUUUUAUUAAGAAAGAAAAAAAAUUUUCCGCCUCCUCCCA